Messenger RNA from Cylindrotheca closterium, 2463 nucleotides. Lineage: Eukaryota; Bacillariophyta; Bacillariophyceae; Bacillariales; Bacillariaceae. The record is from the annotation of a GenBank genome assembly.
AUGGAAGACUCUCUGGAAGUGAAACCAGGUAGCGAACCUGCCAACUUCGAGAAGGAAAAGCCUCAAGACGAUGAAGAAGAUACCAUCGUUGAGCAUGAGAAGUAUGGAAUGAGAGAAAUUGUCAUUCCUGUUGGAGACAAAGAAAUCCGAUUCAACCCGGUGACAAGCGUCUUCGCCAUUGCCUUUCUUUGGGGACUUGCCGUAUGGUGCAUGACCGACCCUGAGUUUUCACGAGACAAACUCGUUGAGUUCAGAGGAAAUGUUGCCGAGCUGUUCACGUGGUUCUACGUUGGUACCAACCCUGCUUUCAUGUUCUUCAUCCUCUGGGUUGCAUACCGAUAUGGUAACAUUCGCCUUGGCCCCCAGGACUCUACACCAGAAUUCGAUGAUAUCACCUACUUUUCCAUGCUUUUCUCUGCUGGAGUGGGUGUUGGUCUCUUUUUCUAUGGUGUUGCCGAACCCCUUUGGCACCGUGGAUCUCACUGGUUUGCCGAAACCGGAUACAAGGCCCAAGAUGAAAUUGAUAUGUUUGCCCUUAACAUUACAGUCUUCCACUGGGGAAUCACUGGAUGGUCGCAAUACCUCAUUGUCGCCAUUUGUUCUGGACUCGUCAGCUUCCGUUUCAAGCUGCCUCUGACCCUCCGAUCGUGCUUCUACCCGUUGUUGGGAGAGUACACCUGGGGAUGGAUUGGCGACAUCAUUGACGGAUACACCAUUGUGACCACUGUCGCUGGUGUAUGUACCAGUCUUGGAUUGGGAGCCUUCCAAAUCGCCGCCGGAUUGAAGCGUGUGGGUGCCAUUGAUAAGGACAUUUCCGAUGAUGACCUUACUGAUGUUCACCUCUACUCAAUCUGGAUCAUUACUUGCUUGGCCACAAUCUCCGUUAUUUCUGGAGUUGGAAUCGGUAUUAAAUACCUAUCCCAGCUUGCUUUCGGAUUGGGACAGUUGCUCUUGUUCUGGGUCUUCACCAUGGAAAAGACCAACUUUAUUCUUAACUUGAUUGUUCAGGAAGUUGGAUACUACUUCCAAUGGACCGUCUUCCAAAUGAACUUCCAUACCGAUGCUUUCGGUCAACUGAACCAUGGCGAAGGCCGAGCUGUUGAUGGCAACUCUGCUGCUACUUGGUUCAUGGACGCAUGGACAAUCUUUUACAUCGGUUGGUGGGUCGCUUGGGCCGCUUUUGUUGGUCUAUUCAUUGCCCGCGUUUCCAGAGGUCGCACCAUCCGCAACGUUAUCUUCUACAGUUACGCUUGCCCACUCAUCUACACCAUUAUCUGGUUCUGCGUCUUUGGUGGCGUUGGUUUGCGUCAAGUCCGCCAGGCCGAAGAAUUGCAAAUGAUGGGAUUGGCCAUGCACAAUAACAGUGACUUCUACCAAAGUGCUGGAGACGAGUUUUGCUAUGACGUUCCUCAAGUUCCCGAGAUUUCUUACACUGCUUUGGACAACAGUACCGCCACUUUCACGAAUACGUUGAUGGGUGUGACUCCGGUCUGUCUAUUUAACAGUGGUGAUGAUCAAACUGCUUGGUUCAACGUCCUCAACUCCUUCACUUACCCAAAUGACUUCAGCGGCAGUGGAUUUGGACCAUUCCUAACCUGGGUGUCCAUCUUUUCUCUCAGCAUCUACUUCAUCACCUCUUCGGAUUCUGGUUCUUUGGUUGUCGAUCAAUUGGCAUCCAAUGGAUUUGAAGACGCACAUUGGUUGCAACGCGUGUUCUGGGCAUUCACCGAAGGUGGUGCCGCCAGCGCUCUGCUUGUUUCGGGAGGACAGAGUGCUCUGAGGGCUCUACAAGCAGCUUCCAUUCUUUCUGGUCUUCCAUUCACUUUCUUCUUGAUGCUGAUGUGUCUGACCAUUGUUAGCAUGUGUAAGCUUGCCGAAGAAAACGAUAAGGAAGGCACCGACCUUUCCUUGGAAGAAGACUACCACCGCAAACGCACUUUCACCAUGCCCAUCUUUGGGGGUAUUUUCAACAUCUUCGAAAGAGUCUUCUCUUUCGGUAUGACCAAUGAGAAACGUUCCAGCAUUGCAACGAUCAACGGUUCGGAUAUCUCUGGAUUUUUCGUUGCCAUUCUUUUCCCUUUCAUCCCUUUGAACAACAUCUACGGUAUGGCCCGACCCAAGUCCUCUAAUGCUAUCGGCAACAAGGUCAUGGUCUUUUUCUACACCAUCUUCUAUUACUUGACCGUUGGUCUAUUCUGCAGCAUCGGCCAGAGCCCUGCCUUCCGCGGAAUCGGAUGGUCUACCAUGGCCCUCGCUGCCCUCAUCUUGUGUUCCAUUCGCAUGACUGUUCGUGACAACAACAAGAUUGAAGGAAAUGUCAUCGCGGAUUUCGUUUGUUCCAUGUUUCUCUGGCCACAAGUUUUGGUUCAAAUGGAAAAGGAAUUGACCGAGAAGAACAAUACUCCAACUGAGGAAGAUGAAGUUGGCCAAGAGAAGCCAUACGUAGAGAAAGCGGCUGCCUAG